Culex pipiens pallens (northern house mosquito) is the source of this 4263-nucleotide messenger RNA. RefSeq lists its product as uncharacterized. The record is from RefSeq and is a predicted model, not a curated record. NCBI's taxonomy places the organism in Eukaryota, Metazoa, Arthropoda, Insecta, Diptera, Culicidae. The transcript has 2 exons. The coding region runs from base 1 to 4263 and encodes 1420 amino acids.
AUGCCGCGACUUCCGAAACCAACGCCGAUUACUCUCCAAAAGUUCGAUGGAAACAUCGACGAAUGGUUGAGUUUUAGGGAUCUUUACACCUCACUAAUCCAUUGGAAGACCGAUUUGCCGGAUGUCGAGAAAUUUCAUUAUUUGCGCAGUAGUGUGAUAGGCGAGGCUUUGUCUCACAUCGCGAACAUAAGGAUCUCUAAUGCUUGGGAAACCCUGACUAAAGAGUACAACAACCACAAACUGCUGAAGAAGAGGCAAGCGCAGUCCUCCUUCGAGCUUCCUAUUCUGGUGAAGGAGUCCGCAAAGGAUCUGCACAAGCUGGUGGAAUCGUUCAAUAUGAUCGUUCAGUCCCUGGACCAGGUGGUUCAGCCCAACGAUUACAAGGAUCUACUUUUGGUGGAACUUCUGAGCUCAAGGUUGGACCCUGCCACGCGGCGUGGAUGGGAGGAGUUUACAUCUACGAAGGAAACGGAUUCUUUGAAAAAUCUGACGGAUUUUCUCAUGCGUCGAGUACGGAUUCUCGAAGCGUUACCUGUGAAGACGUCGGAGUACAAACAGGACUCUAACGCUGCCGCGAAGAAGAAACCGUUUCAGGUUCGGGUGAGCCACAACGCUGUCCAGAAGCCGAUCUCAAAAUGCCCAGCGUGUCCCGAAUCGCACGGACUCUACAUCUGUCCGACUUUCCAAAAAAUGUCGGUCGCGAGUAGGGAAUCUUUCAUCCGUAACAACAACCUCUGUCGCAACUGUCUGAGGUCAGGUCAUCAAGCCAAGAAGUGCACAUCUCGCUUCUCGUGCAGGAACUGCAAGGCCAGACAUCAUACGAUGGUAUGUUUCCAACCGGAAGGAGGAGGAAAUGCGCGUAGUAACCCGACCGAGAUGGUGCCGACUACGAGCAACAACAAUCAACGCCAAUCUACGCCAGGUGAAACCGCAAGCACAGCCGCUGGUGAGCAGGUGUCCUCCCACGUGGCUAAUCGUCGAACGUCGAAAAUACUAUUGGCAACCGCUGUAGUACUGAUCGAGAACGAGCAUGGUCUUCGCGUACCGGCACGUGCGCUGCUCGACUCCGGAUCUGAAUGCAACUUCAUAUCGGAGAAACUUUGUCAACAACUGAGGAUACAACGGGAAAAGGUCGACGUUUCGAUCACUGGCAUCGGAAAUGCCACCACCAAGGCUAAACACAGGGUUCAAGCCACCAUCAAGUCACGGUUUUCGAUCUUCUCAAGGGACCUUCACUUUAUCGUGCUUCCAAAGGUCACAGUUGAUCUCCCAAUGACUCAAGUGGACAUCACGGAAUGGGAAAUUCCAGACGGCAUCGAUCUGGCCGAUCCGUCAUUCUUCAAACCAGGGAGUGUCGAUCUGGUGAUUGGCAUUCAGGCAUUCUUCAGCUUCUUCAAGACUGGGAAAGAGCUGUCGCUCGGCAACGGAUUGCCAACUCAAACUGAAUCGGUUUUCGGUUGGAUCAUUUCCGGCGAGGUGGUAGAGACUUCACAACCAACUACGAUCACCUGCAACAUGGCGCUCACUGAUCGGUUGGACGAGUUGCUGGAGAGGUUUUGGGCCUGCGAGGAAGUAGGUGACUCCAACAACUACUCGGUGGAUGAAACUCGCUGCGAGGAGCAGUAUCAGCGCACGGUGAAACGGGCACCGGAUGGGCGCUACACGGUCACUCUACCAAAACACGAAGGAGGUUUGGAACAGCUAGGCGACUCGGAGGAGAUCGCAACCAAACGGCUGUACGGAUUGGAAAGGAGACUGGAAAGGGACCUGGAAUUGCGUAAACAGUACAACGACUUCAUGACGGAGUACAUAAGUCUAGGGCACAUGGAGAAGGUGGAUGACGAUUCACGGGCGAACGUCAAGCGGUGCUUCCUUCCGCACCAUCCUGUUCUACGCGAGUCAAGCACUACAACAAAGUGUAGGGUGGUGUUUGAUGCAUCAUGCAAAACUUCCACGGGCGUCUCCUUAAACGACACACUGUUGGUAGGGCCAAUAGUGCAACAAGACCUGCGUACGAUCAUGCUACGAGCUCGCGUUCGCCAGGUGAUGCUGGUCGCCGAUGUCGAGAAAAUGUUUCGACAGAUCGACAUGGACCCUGAGGACCGACCACUUCAAAGCAUCAAAUGGAGGUUUGGACCGGACGAGGAGGUGGCCUCGUACGAGCUAUCCACGGUGACCUACGGCACCAAGCCUGCACCGUUCUUAGCAACACGCACACUCAAGCAGCUCGCGACUGACGAACGGGAACGGUUCCCGUUGGCGGCGGAAUCUGUCGACGAUGACAUUUACAUGGAUGAUGUUAUUUGUGGAGCUGCUGAUCUGGACACCGCAAUCAACCUGCGCAAACAGUACGAUGGAAUGAUGGCCAGCGGUGGGUUGAGAUUGCGGAAAUGGGCGUCGAACUGGGAAGACGCACUCAAGGGAGUUCCGAACGAGAAUUUGGCUUUCGCUGACGAGGUCAGCUGGGAUCAGGACGCUAGCGUUAAGACACUGGGUCUGACGUGGCUACCGAGAACUGAUCAAUUCAGGUUCAACUUUCAAAUUCCUGAACUCAAAUCCAAUCAACCUUUGACGAAACGGAUCGUCACGUCAAUUGUCGCACGACUUUUCGACCCACUCGGCUUGAUAGGAGCUUGCGUCGUUGGGGCGAAAAUCUAUCUCCAGGAGUUGUGGGAUCUGAUCGAUAAGGAAACUGGGAAACCGAUCGACUGGGACACGGAGUUGCCAGCGACGGUGGGUGAGAAAAUUCGACGUUUUUUGCUAAAAAUUCCACACUUAAACGAGCUUCGAAUUCCGCGCUGUGUGCUGGCACGAGGAGCCACAAAGUUCGAGCUGCACUGCUUCACGGACGCGUCUGAAAAGGCGUACGGAGCGUGCGUUUACCUUCGCAGCAUGGACGCUGAAGGCAACAUUUCGGUUCACCUGUUGACGUCGAAAUCGAAGGUCGCACCCCGCAAACUCCAAACUCUGCCCCGCCUUGAGCUCUGUGGUGCGCAUCUGGGAGCACUACUUGUGGAAAAGGUUCUGCAAGCUCUGAAGGUCUCGGUGAACGUGUACUACUGGACGGAUUCAACCUGCGUUUUGAUGUGGCUAAGGGCUGUACCAAGCACCUGGGUCACGUACGUGGCCAAUCGCGUCGCCAAGAUUCAGGCUUUGACGGCAGGUCACACUUGGCACCACGUACCAGGAACGAUCAACCCAGCUGAUCUGAUAUCACGUGGAAUACCGCCUGACAUGAUCGGAAGCAACGUCAUCUGGUGGGAGGGACCGAUUUUCUUGAAAUUGGAGAAGGAUCAAUGGCCAUCGCAACCAACCGUGUCCCCGGAUGAGGCACCGGAGAGGAGGAAGACGGCCUGCACAGCAACUCAAGAACAAACACCGUUCAGCGUUGACUUCGUUUCAAGGUAUUCGUCGUACAUGAAGCUCGUCAGGUCAACGGCGUACUGGUUACGGUUGAAAGCUAUGCUGCAUCACCAAACAUCACCUAAGCAACAUAAAUUCCUCUCUGCGACGGAGUUCAAGCGUGCUGAACUGGCCAUCGUCGGAAUGGUCCAACGGGAGGUGUUCGCGGACGAACUGAAGGCUUUGUCGGAAGGGAAGUCGGUUGCACGAAGCUCUCCACUGCGCUGGUUCACCCCUGCUGUUGACGAAAACGGUAUUCUACGCGUGGGUGGAAGGUUAUCGCACUCGCAGGAGACACACGACACCAAGCAUCCCAUGGUUUUGCCAGCUAAGCAUCCGCUGACUCAGCUGAUCUUCGAGGACUACCACGAACAACUGCUGCAUGCUGGACCACAACAACUUCUCGCAGCAGUUCGGCAGCGUUUCUGGCCGCUAGGAGAUGACCCUACAGACCUAGAACCCCUGACUCCUGCCCAUUUCUUGACUGGAGGACCAAUCCAUGCGCUACCGGAACCGGACUACAGCAACGAGAAGCUGAACCGCUUGAGUCGUUGGCAGCUGGUACAACGACAGCUUCAGGACUUCUGGACACGCUGGAGGAAGGAGUACCUGACUCAGCUGCAAGCCAAGCCAAAGAAUUGGAAAUCGCCGGUCAAGGUGGACGUCGGCAUGCUGGUAAUCAUCGUGGACGAGAAUCAACCUCCGAUGCGUUGGAAACUCGGACGGAUCGAAGAACUGCACCCUGGAGACGACGGAGUUGUUCGAGUGGUGACCGUUAGGACAGCUACUCGGAGCUACAAGCGGCCAGUCGUCAAGCUUUGCAUACUCCCAACACCUGAUUCUUCAACCGAGUCUUCAUGA